This is a messenger RNA of Pectinophora gossypiella (pink bollworm), 1245 nucleotides long. RefSeq names its product abasic site processing protein HMCES. Bases 202 to 1131 code for a protein of 309 amino acids. NCBI's taxonomy places the organism in Eukaryota, Metazoa, Arthropoda, Insecta, Lepidoptera, Gelechiidae. Gene Ontology annotation, molecular function: single-stranded DNA binding. The record is from RefSeq and is a predicted model, not a curated record. The transcript is spliced from 5 exons. Gene Ontology annotation, biological process: DNA damage response.
ACCUACCUACGCUUUGAUUGCUUUUGUUUUGUUAUUGUUUUCGAAGGGUACCUACUAAUUCUAAUGUAUCUAUGAUAAUUAUCUUCUCUGUAUUCUGACAUUAAGUAAAAGUAGCAGUAAUUCAUAUUUAAUUCUCCCUCUUCCGUAAAGCUUUUACAAACUCACUCACAGUAAUAAUAAUAUAGUAACAACUUAAAAAUUAUGUGUGGUAGAACAGGCUUAUCACUGAACCAGGAACAAGUUUGCUGUGCAUGCAGUUACAAAGCGAAUGGAGGAGACUUGUACAUAAAACCAGAAUGGUUGCAUGAACACAACAAUGGAAAAGAAUAUACACCUUCUUACAACAUCGCACCGUCAGACGUAACGCCGGUUCUUGUUUCUGCCAGUAAAUAUAGACAUGCUGCUAACACUGACCGAGUGCUGAAACCAAUGCUGUGGGGGAUAAUACCUCCAUGGCACAAAGGUGAUUAUAGAACACACAACCUAAGUACUAACAACUGCCGAUUGGAAAAUAUCAAUACAUCAAAAUUAUAUGGUCCAAUAUUAAGAAGUGGAGGAAGGUGCAUUAUACCAGUUGAAGGUUUUUAUGAAUGGAAAACUACUGAAAAACUUGCCAAAGUAAAGCAACCAUAUUAUAUCUAUGCACCACAGGCUAGAGAGACAAAGAUUGAUGACCCCUCAACAUGGAGCAAUACUUAUAGCAACCAAGAGGGCUGGAGAGGAAUUAAUCUCCUGUAUAUGGCUGGACUAUACUAUGUGUGGCAACACAUUACCACAAUUAUCUAUUCAUACUCUGUCAUCACUUUGGAAUCUAAUGACACUUUAAAGUGGCUCCACCACAGAAUGCCAGCAAUAUUGGAUACACCCCAACAAAUACAAAUGUGGCUUGAUGUCAACAAUGUGGACGCUGAGACAGCCGUAUCCUGUUUGAAACCAGUUCAAAUGUUAUCUUGGCACCCAGUAUCUACUGCUGUAAAUAACUCUCGAAAUAAAUCUGAUGACUGCAAUAAAAGACAACCUGAGAAAAAAACCCAAAACCCACAGAAGACUAUAACAGCAUGGUUUACAAAGACAGAGAAAAGAAAAUUAACUAAAGAUGAAAUGUCAACUUGCAAGAAAUUAAAGACAUAAUACAAUUGUGUUAUUUUUAUUUAAGACUGUAGAGAUAACAUUUCUAUAGUAUUCAUUAAGACAUACAGUGUUGUUAACAUUAAAUGUGUAGAUUAAAUGGUUACUUCUCAUUAA